ACAUUAACCCAUCUUCAAUAAUCAUAUUCUCUCUCUCUCUCUCUCUCUCUCUCUCUCUCUUCUAGUAGCUAUAGAAAGAAAGAACCAUGUCAAGAAUUCAUCCUGCUUAUCAGAAUAGAAGCCAUGAUGAUACGUUAACUUUGGAGGAAAGGAGCGAAGAAGAUACCGAUCAGCUUCAGCUACAACUAGUACGUCCUUCAGUGCUCACCGUGUGGAAGCGAUCUAGCAUGACUUUCCAGGGGACUGACGGAUUCACCGUUUUUGACCACCAUGGAAGACUGGCUUUUCGAGUUGACAACUAUUCCAGGAAAACCUCUUGCAAUAUAAUUAAAGGAGGAGGUCUCGUCCUCAUGGACGGAGCUGGGAAUGCUUUGCUAACUCUCAAACCCCAGGUAUUAAGCAUGCAAUACCAGUGGAAUGCAUAUAGAGGAGAAGAUAAAAUGGGAAAAAGGGUGACUAGUACUACUUCAAAGGUAUUCUCGAUGAGAAAUGGAUCAACGCUUUUCCACAGUAGCAAAGACGAGGCAAUAGUGAUGAUGAUGGGAUCAUCAUCAUCAUCAGGACCUAGUACUAAUGAUAUUAAUACUGAUCAUCAUCAUAAGACACCAGAUUUCAGGAUCGAGGGAUGUUUUAGGAGGCGAAAUUGCAAAAUAAUAAAGUGUAGCAGUGGAGAAAUGGUGGCAAGGAUUGCUAGGAAGAGAGUGAACAACAGGAGGAUAUUGCUUGGAGAUGACGUUUUCAGCCUAGCAGUACAACCUGGCUUCGACCCUCAGCUUAUUAUGGCCUUUGUAAUUAUCUUGGACCGCAUUUGCAGUAAGCCAUUUGCCCCGGUCUUGUGUUCCUAAUUAAAAAAUAAAAUUCUAGUGUAU
This is a messenger RNA of Quercus lobata, 869 nucleotides long. RefSeq names its product protein LURP-one-related 5-like. Bases 87 to 845 code for a protein of 252 amino acids. The record is from RefSeq and is a predicted model, not a curated record. NCBI's taxonomy places the organism in Eukaryota, Viridiplantae, Streptophyta, Magnoliopsida, Fagales, Fagaceae. The transcript has 2 exons.